AUGGACGAGCUCCUAGAGGAUCCGGUUUCCCGCCUUUUGCCGGAGCUCGUCGAGGAGGUGUUUUUCCGCAUUCCGCCGGACGAGCCCGCCUUCCUCGUCCGUGCCUCCGCCGUCUGCAAGCCCUGGCGCCGCAUCCUCGCCGGUUUGGGCUUUCGCCGCCGCUACCGCAAGUUCCACGGAACACCUCCCGUCCUGGGGCUCUUCCAACACGGCGACUGCCUACUUCGAAAGGGAUCCCGCUUCGUUCCCACCUCCGCCCUCUUCCUUGCCCAGCCCGACGACCGUCCCGAUUGGUUUGCAAUGGACUGCCGCCAUGGGCGCGCCCUCUUUGCUCACAUCCGGAACACCUCUGUCCUCAUGGUCUUGGACCCUGUGACGGGCCACCAGCGCCGCGUGCCCUCGACACCCAAGUACCUGCUCAGCUUCAGUGCGGCGGUGCUCUGCGCCGCACAAGGCUGCGACCACCACGGUUGCCAAGGAGGGCAUUUCCGUCUGGCCGUCGUGACCACCGAUCAGCGGCAAGGCGUCACAUCGGGCUGGCUGUACUCGUCGGAGACUCGCGUGUGGAGCGAGCUCACCUCCGUUCACCACCCCAAUGCCAGGUAUACCAAUAACUUUGGUGCGCCCAGCGUCCUUUUGGGCGAUGCACUCUACUUCAACAUUGGUGGCAUCGUGGAGUGCCAACUUGGCACACUCCGCUUGUCAAUGUUCGAGAAGCCGAUCAAUCGCGGUGGGCGUCUCAUGACGGUGGAAGAGGGCAGGCUGGGAUUCGCUGCCGUGGUUGACGUCACAAAUCUAACCCUAUGGUCGUGGGAGACCGGACCCGUGGGAGCCAUUGGAUGGGCAAAACUCAGGGUAAUUGAUCUCAAGACGCUGCUCCCAACAUGUGAGUUUGGGCUUAGGAGGUGGGCAAAUGCAUUGGUGGUCAGUGGCGUCGCGGAGGGCACCCAAGUCAUUUUUGUGAGAGCACGUGUUGGUUCUUAUAUGGUUCAUCUCAAGUCAGGGCGAGUCAAGCCGGUGUGUGCUUCUUCUGACAUAAAAAUAUUUCCCUACGUGAGCUUCUACAUCCCAGCAAUGGAAGCAGCUUGUUUUGGCAAGGGGCAGUGAGCUGGUGUUUCACGUCUUUCUCAAGCUCAAGUUAAUGGAGCAAGCUCUUGUGGAUUAGUCGGGAGGUGAUAGUAGUAGCGGUGAUGUUAGAUAUGGCACAAAUUCAGCUCUGGAGCUGUGUAGGGACUUUGUUUAGGAAGCUUUUGUUCUGUAGUAACUUUGUUUAGAUAUUUUAAGAAAGUUUUUGUACUGCUGGUCUUACUAUUGUUGUAUGGAACUUCG
Triticum dicoccoides is the source of this 1329-nucleotide messenger RNA. RefSeq lists its product as uncharacterized. The record is from RefSeq and is a predicted model, not a curated record. The coding region runs from base 1 to 1107 and encodes 368 amino acids. Gene Ontology annotation, molecular function: protein binding. The transcript has 2 exons. Lineage: Eukaryota; Viridiplantae; Streptophyta; Magnoliopsida; Poales; Poaceae.